Molecule: messenger RNA, 2254 nt
Organism: Mytilus trossulus (common blue mussel)
Lineage: Eukaryota; Metazoa; Mollusca; Bivalvia; Mytilida; Mytilidae
Exons: 11
Coding region: 183-2024 (613 amino acids)
Source: RefSeq, a predicted model, not a curated record
UCUACUCAUUUACACUCUGAUUUCAAAUGUUGUUGUUUUUUUGGAUGUAAACAAAUCAGUUUAUAUAGCAAGACAGGAGCCUAAGAAGAGAAAUAAGUAUACCAGUAUUCCGCCGUUUAUCAAUAGAACAGGAGAAAGACUCUACUCACUAACGGAGGUGAUAAGCUGUUUACGGUGUUAAGAUGAGAAGCAGUGAGGAAGAGAGAAUAUUUCAGUUGUUGUUUCUCCUUUACGAUGUAUGUAAAGAUACUCUUCUUUCUUUCUUCGCCAAUAAAUAUUGUAACAACGAACUAACAGAUGAAAACAUUUCACAGUAUAUCAGUAAAAACAAAGACAAACUCCUUCAACAAUUACAAAAAUCGAAAUGUAAAAUAUGCUCGGAGUCAAAAGCUGAAAACUCUUGUCUGAAAUUACAACGAGAACUACUUGCAUGUUUCUUUAAAGUUGACAAAUCUGUGAAAAAAGACACAAGUUUGACAAAUGUGACUUCAGAUUUACUUACCGUUAAAACAAUCGAACCAGAUGAACUGACUGUUUCAAUGCUUCACAACCUACUACUGACCGCAGAACUAGACUCCGCGGAACGUGAAUGGAUUGGUCAAUUGUAUGAGCAACGAAAACAGUUUUCAUCUAUGGCAAUAACCGAGGACAAAUUCCAAGACAUUUGGAGAAAAUGUGAAGAAAUAGUCCUCAAUAUUUCAAGAAAGUACAGUAAAGGACAAGAGAAGAUAAUGGAGAAAUACAUAAAAGUUGUAAAAACUAUGCUGCCUCAAUGGGACAUGGUGGAGGACGCCUGGCAGUUGAUGGAGAAGGAGUUUCAUCUGCAAGAUGGAACGUUAUAUGCGGACAUUUCUCUUAAACUGAAAUGUAGAGAAACUCAGUACUGGACAACAACGUCAGAGGAGAAGUUUGGAUGUGAUGAAAUAAACAAUAAUGAUGAGAGUGACGCUCAAGACAUUACAGACAGAGUCUUGUCACGGCUUCUACCAGUCCUAGAAAAACAUCAGCAGGAAAUUGAUAUCAAAAAUAAAAACCAGACACAAUGUAUACUACAGAGGUUAGAAGACAUGUCUUCUGGUUUGUCGAGUACGCGGGAAUAUAAAGAAUGUGACAUGGAGAAGAUUAGACUGCCAUCUGGAAUAAACGAGUUAAAGAGCCCACUGUUUGUGAUAACAGAAGAAAAUGAAGGUUUAGAUACUAGUAGUGGUAGCAAUGCGGGCAAAACCGUAAAUACAGACUCUUUAUGGGCAAGAGGAAAAAGUCAGUCAGAUUCUGCAUUUUUGACCCCAACUUUCAAGGAAAGAGUAUACGACCAUGACGACGGACAUCAUACUUUGUAUGCAGACUUCCCAUCCGUGAAGGUCAAGGCGAAGAAUAAUUACGUGAUUAUGAUUGACGAAAAAAUAGCAGCCUCAAUGACGGAAGGAGAAAUCUAUUAUCUAAUCAAACAGGUUGAUGAUUGGUGGGAAAUAACUACCCUACCAGGGGCUUCUUUCUUUAUAAAGUCGGAGUGUGCUGAAAUAGUUGGCCCAAAUCCAAGAUUGAUGACUCGGGAUCCAAAAUCAAUUCGUAGAGAAUUCAGAUUUCCAUCUCAGAAGCGGAUAGAGAGUACAGAAUCAGACAUAGAUGGUUAUGAGAUUGUAAACAUCAAAGGAGGUAAAAUUGAAGAUCCAGAACCGCUUUAUGAAACACCUUGGGAAUUUAGUAAUAAACACGAACUUAUACGUAAAAUGGGAUCUGAAUCUAAACCUAGAGCUGCCCCUCGACAGCAGAGUGAAUCUGGACCUAGAGCUGCCCCUCGACAGCGGACUGAGGCAGGACCUAACACCCUCCAUAGACAAUGGCGACGAAACGCAGUCAACAUGAAAAUAGACUCAUCAGAAAUUGAUGGAUAUUUAACGCCACAGAAGAUCGGCUUAGUUCUGAAACAGAAACGAUCUAUGUCAUUACCUUUACCUCAAGUAGAUGCACGACCACAGAUGAAGAUUCCGGAGGUAGCUUCCAAGACUAAAGAUAAGAACUAAAACUGACAUGGUUCUGUGUACAAAUUAUUAUUUAUAAAGUUACAAGCAAGAUCUGUAUUGGAAAAAAAUGUCAGAAAUAUUACUUUACAUUAACGACAUGUAGACGAUUUAUAUAAACUCAGAUUGAAAAGUGUGCAUAUGUUUAUGUGUUUUGUUACUGACUUGUGUGUAUCUAGUGUUUACCGUUGAAAGCAUUUUUGAAGUUCUCUGAAUAAAAUUAUUUCUAAGUA